Cercospora beticola is the source of this 980-nucleotide messenger RNA. RefSeq lists its product as uncharacterized. The record is from RefSeq and is a predicted model, not a curated record. NCBI's taxonomy places the organism in Eukaryota, Fungi, Ascomycota, Dothideomycetes, Mycosphaerellales, Mycosphaerellaceae.
CCGAGGCACGCGCCAUUCACCUGCUCCGUUCCAGAUAUCGCCACUCCACCGACGAUGAUCAUGAGUCGCGCUCGAGUGCACGACGUCGCUGUCCGGUGCCUCCCCAGUCAAGACCGUCGGCGGGAUGCGGUGGCGAAUUCAGGCGAUACUCAGCCUCGACUUGCGGACCGUACAGCCUGGUCGCUGUCCACGCGAUCACAACACUGAUUUCGACACAUCCAGAUGUCAGGCUUCAAACCAGGCUCUUCAGGCUCCAAUUCAGGCACCACCUCAGGCUUCACUUCACCUCAGGCUUCACAAAGAUAUUGUCAAUCUGGGGCUGGCGGCCAGCCGACCCAAACAAAGACUUCAUCACUCCUACGUCUUCACUGUCUCUUCGCCUUUGUUGGUGACGGGAUGCUCGCGAAUGGCCGCUUUGUCACUACAAGGCAUUGUAUCGCGCCUUUGUUUUAACUCGAAUACAUUAACCUUACAGUCUGCCCGGUAGCCGUCCCACACAUCAACCCCAUUUCACGACUUCAAAGCAGUUUACCCAAAAACAAACAGACUUCAUCAAGAUGCGCUUCGAGUUCACAGUUCUCCUCGCCGCCACUGGUGCGCUGGCCGCGCCAACUAUCCCAAACACUACCACUGAAACUCCAGACGAGCUGGUCAAGCGAGGGAGCGCCCUCGCAUACGAUACUUCAAGCUGCAAAGGAUUCAAAAACAGCUUUUGGGAUGUCAACCAAUCCAUCUUCCAGGUGACAAUAGGCCGGCCUUAUCUCGGCGGCUCAAGAUGCGGCCUCGUAGAGGACAAAGUCACCAAGUUCUUCCACGUCGACGGCUUCAAAUGCAAAGGUGCCAAGGACAACAAGAACACUAUCCUUCAGAUCAAGAGCAACAUGGAUCACGAGAAUAUCCAGCAGAUCAACAUUGGCCUGAAGAACGCCUACCCUGAGAUCAACUUCGACUGUCCAGACGACUCGUACCACAUGCGAUAA